AUGACGGGUGGUCUUGAUAGGCUGGAGAAGUUCUUCAGCUCUUCCCGGAAGAGAGAAAAGGAUGUGCCGCAGAGGAGCGUGCCAUUGAGGGAUUUCGACUCUGUGCAAACAACAAGUCCAGGAACGGAUGCCAGAGAAACCACCGUCUUUCCUUCGCCAUCGUUUCUCAAGCCAACGUCAUCUCGUAUGCAACCGCGGGAUGAGGCACAGAAUGGCAAAGACAAGGCGAGAUCGCGAAGUCUUCCCGACGUGAAAAAGUCUAUAAGAGGACAAAUGUCAGGUAUCAAGUCUCUGGAUGUUGAGAGAAAGACCAGAAGUUACGAGCCUAGACCACAGUCCAUUCCCGAGAUACCAUCAACGCCUCCUCAUCUUUCAGGUUUCCGCUUCCCAGAAGACUCACUGUUCCGGUCCCCGAAAACUCCUGAUACUUCCAAAGGCUCGCCAGGCCGCAAUGACACGAGCAAUGAUGCUUUGGAGUCGUCAAGGUCGGACAAGGACGGCCACCAAUUGCUGGAUUGGUCUCCCCGGCGUAUUUCUCUCAUGUUCAAACCCAACGAGCUGUUGUCCAUGAAUCAGAAUCUUGGAUUGGCCUUGAACCAUGAAACCCCAGAGGACAAAACAUUAAUGCCGUCGCCAAUGUUUGCGGUGCCUGAACACCCACCCCCCAAAUCGCCCCUGCGAAGAAAAGGACUCAAGACGCCUCCGAGACCGCACACUGGACAGCCAUCGAAAAGCCAGCCAUGGGACUUUUCAAAGUUCCCAAGACAGUACUCUGUCAUCAACUCAUCCAUGUGCCAUACCUACUCCCCGCCAACGUCAGAUAGUGAAGAUGACCAAUCAACUAUUGUCACCAUCCGAUCAAAUAUCCAUAGCAAACUAAACGCGGAUGUCAGCUCCAAUAGCGACUUAUCGCCAAAGUCGCUCGUCACCAAAGGCCAGCAGCCCACGUCGGUUUCUGGACACAAGACUUCACGAGAAACCUGGGGCGUCAGGCGUGAUGAUCCCAACCUGUACACCUUGGAUUCCAAUGGCAGCCCCAUACCACGUCUACAUCUCGACAAGACAACCAAUGCGUCAGACUUCAUUGAGACGAGUUUUUCAGUUGUCAAGAAAAGAAUCCUAGAAGAGCCCACCAUCAAGGACAUAUAUGCACUAAGUGACGAGGAUAUUUUCGAGGCACGGCCGUUCACACCACCACCUUCCUACCCACCCCCUCCACCCCCUCCCCCUCCCAAAGAUGAAGUCCGGGUGCGCAUUCGGCGGAGGACGCUCACCACCUCGACCGUCGUCGCCGUCGCCGCCCCUGCCCAGCCGCGGCGCGUCCAUGCCGUCGACCCGACCAGCGGUGAAAUGACGCCGCCGGAAACGCCGGUGGACCUCCAGUUCCUGGCGCCUCUGCCCGCCGCGCGCCACUCUGCCUGGGAGCUCGGCGCCCUCAUGACGGCCGGCAUCGCCACAAAGUUCAACUUUGACUUGAUCUACCUCAUCAAGGUGUGGCCGAGUAGCGAAGGGAGUCGCCGCCAAGCGUCUUUAUCAAGGACUGCUUCUUGUGGCGCAACACCACAUCAUUCAGUAGUAGAGGUCAACAAGGGGAGUGGUGUGCUGUGUGGCGCUCCAUCUACAAGAGCGGAUAUCUGCACACAGUACCUCGCAGCGUUUGGCCUGGACCAGGUCGGCGAGCCCUUGCAGAUCCAGGCUCACGUGCUGCAAACGGCCCUGCAGACGGAUAGGUGGAGCGAGCUCGACGACCCGGCCGGUCCCUUCAGUCAUGGCUGGGCGUGCUCCUUGGCCAGCAAGCGAGCCUCGGUCCGGUCUCAAGAUGUGGCCGACAGAAAGUCCAUCAUGAUGGGGGGCGCAAAGAAUGCUGCCAACCGGGGCGUCGUGUUUGCCGCUUAUUCGAGGCGGCACAAUAAUACGGUACUCCCGAGGGAGUCACCGAGUACAACAAACUUCCUGGCCGAGCUGCGCGAUGAUGCAGAGAAACUCGCCAAGUUGGUUCUAGGAGAUUACUGA
Pestalotiopsis fici W106-1 is the source of this 2013-nucleotide messenger RNA. RefSeq lists its product as uncharacterized. The record is from RefSeq and is a predicted model, not a curated record. The transcript has a single exon. Bases 1 to 2013 code for a protein of 670 amino acids. NCBI's taxonomy places the organism in Eukaryota, Fungi, Ascomycota, Sordariomycetes, Amphisphaeriales, Sporocadaceae.